Messenger RNA from Eurytemora carolleeae, 3177 nucleotides. It is a transcript of the gene Letm1, whose product is annotated as mitochondrial proton/calcium exchanger protein. Gene Ontology annotation, biological process: intracellular monoatomic cation homeostasis. Lineage: Eukaryota; Metazoa; Arthropoda; Copepoda; Calanoida; Temoridae. The record is from RefSeq and is a predicted model, not a curated record. Gene Ontology annotation, molecular function: calcium ion binding; ribosome binding. Gene Ontology annotation, cellular component: mitochondrial inner membrane. Bases 90 to 2996 code for a protein of 968 amino acids. The transcript has 23 exons.
AGAAUAUUUUCAGAAUUUUAAAUGUUAGUAAGUCUCUGAUCACUGGCCUGAAAGAGAUCUAUUUUCCGAUAUAAAUAUUUCUGUAUGGAAUGAGUUAUCUUCUGCAGGGCUCGGGUGCUCUGCUAGCUCCAUGUUUUGGGAGCUUGGGUAGAGAACUCACAAAAUUUGCUCCCUGCAUUUGUAUACGAUGCUCCAGAUUAAUCGAAAUCGAGCGGGGCCGAGGCCCAUUACAAAAUACAAGAUCAUUUACGAAUCAACCAUCUCCCACCUUCCCUCUUCCUUCAAUACCCUCAACAUCGACAAACCUCCAGUAUAUAUAUCGCGACGUCAACGAUAUUGGUCAUCUUCGUCGACAAUUUCCCAGCGACAACUUCCGGCAGAAGUAUUUUACGAGUUUCCAAUCUCAGCUUCCUCUGUUAGGGUCGACCGGACCGAUAGCGGUCAACCUUAACUUCACCUGUGCUCCCGAUAUACCGUACACAGGUAUCCAGUACAGAUUCCUACACACCUCCCCGUGUGUGUCGGCUAGGCCUAGCAGUAAGCUGGAGGAGAGCGUGGAAAGGUUGAAGGAAAGACAGAAGGAAACCCUCCUAGAGCUCUCCAGGGUUAAAGAACUGGAGAAGAAAAUUAAAAAUGUGAUAGAAAAGGACGAACAGUUGUCCCAGGCUGUGAAAGUUUCAAUUGAUCCGAAAAAACAUUUGACUACUGUAGAGAAAAAAUCUUUGUGGACCAGGUUUGUUGAAGAGUGUAAACAUUACUACUCUGGGUUCAAACUUCUGUUUCUUGAUGUCAGGGUUUCAUCUAAGAUUAUCUGGAAGGUUCUAAACGGACACACACUCAGCAGAAGAGAAAACAGACAACUUGUGCGUACUGUGUCAGAUUUGUUCCGUCUUGUUCCUUUCAGUGUAUUUAUUAUCGUUCCAUUCAUGGAACUGUUACUUCCGGUAGCACUGAAACUGUUUCCUGGUAUGCUUCCGUCAACAUUUACUAGUCAGGAUGAAAGAGAAGUGAAAAUGCGACGAGCUUUGGGUGCUAAACUUGAAUACGCGAAAUUUUUACAACAAACUCUAGAUGAUAUGGGUCCAACGGGUAAAGGGCAUAAAUCUCAAUCUGCAAGGGAUUUUGUGAGUUUCUAUCAAUCUGUGAAGCAGGAAGGAGCUCCUGUCACAAAUAAAGAAAUUCUCAAAUUUUCCAAACUUUUUGAGGAUGAGAUCACCCUGGAUAAUAUGACCAGAGGUCAACUGGUGGCAUUAUGUCGACUGCUGGAGCUAACCCCUAUCGGAACUAAUUCUUUUCUACGGUUCCAGCUAGAGAUGCAGUUGAGAAAGCUUAAGGCUGAUGAUAUUAUAAUCUCCCGUGAGGGUAUAGACGCGUUGAGCGUGACUGAACUACAGAUCGCGUCAAAGGAGCGCGGCAUGCGCGCACUGGGUAUUACUAAGGAAAAGCUGACCGAGCAACUUAAACAGUGGAUUGAACUCUCAACUAAUGAAAAGGUUCCUCCAAGCCUUCUCCUGCUAUCCCGCACCUUGUACCUGCCCGAGAGUGUUGACCCUGCGCUUAAAAUCGCUGCUGCAGUCUCAGCUCUCCCUGACUCUGCCGCCACCGGCGCCAAGGCGCGCCUGGGUGAGCGCGAGGGUAAGAUUGAGAAUGUGACGCGACUUGAGCUGAUCAAGGCGGAGCAGGCGAAGAUUGAAGAGGAGGCGAAGGAUCAGGCGAAGGAGAUCGAGGAUAAACAGAAGAAGAUGACGGAUGAAAGAGAAAAACUCUUGAAGAUAUCUCAGGCUGCGUUGAAUAAAUCAGUUUAUGAGCGAGAUCUGGGUCUAACCCCAGCCCCCUCCUCCUCAGCGGAGAGGAUAGUGACCGAGGCUGUCAGCAUCCUCAGGAAGGCAACCGUGUCUGCGGAGGGGGAGGUUCGACACACUGGGGAGCAGGAUUCUAUAUCUGAGGAUACCCAUGUUGGUCACGUGAUACAGGAGGUGAAACAGGCUCCUGUCCCUGUAUCUUCUAUAUCUAAGGAGUUGUCUCCUGAGGAUCUAGCAGCGCUCAAAAACGCGAUCGAAGCGAUAACGAAGGAGAAAGGGAAAUCGUUCCUUCAGGAGCACGAGGUGCUUCUUGAUCUGAAGCAGGAGCUCACAGAUUAUGAGGAGGAUCUAGGUGAGCUGGCUGAACAGGCGGAGUUGAGCGGAAGGAAGGAUAUGAAGCAGAGCAAGGGGGCGGCCAGGCUCUUCUCCAGGGUCAACAAGAUGCUCAAGAAUAUCGACGGUGUUGUCGGUAAAUUGGAGGCUAGGAAGAAGGUUCUGUCUACCCAGAUAGAUGUAUUGGAUAAUGCUGGAGCAGCGAGUAAACUUCAGCAGAACCAUCUUGUAACUGUUCAGGAGCUUCUACAUGCUGUCCGAGGACUCCAGGAUGUUGCUGACUCCUCUCGUCUUGAAAGAAUCGGCGAGGUUAUUGCAAGAAUGGAUGAUGAUAGUGAUGGAAUAGUUAAACUAGAACAUGUUAACAAGGUUAUUGAACUGCUAGGUCGGGAUAAUGUAAACCUAAACCCUAAACAAGUUCAACAGAUAAUUGAGCUCAUAGGUAAGGAGGAAAUGCUUGAGGUUGAAGGAAGAAUAGAGAAGAUAUUGGGGAAAAUACCGGCCUUUGAUCAAGCAAAGAAGAAGAUUGAAGAACAGAAAAAGAAAGAAGAGUUGGUUGACUCAGCUAAGGACCUGAAGGAUCCAACAGAUCCUGAACCUGAACCUCAUAUUGCUCAACUCUUCACCAGACCACCCAGAUCAGAUACCAAGGCUUCUGAGAGUUCUAGAACUGAACCUUUAGAUCCGGCCUCGAGACCGGAGGAGGGUGAACUGAAAGAGAAGAUGAGGGUGGAGGAGGACGAGGUGUCCUCUAAGGUUGAGGACAACAGUGUCAAGGAUGUGACGGGGCAGGUCGAGAAGGAAACGGGUGGUGUGGAAGAUAAGGAGAAGAUAACUCAGAAAAACGGAUCCCAGCAUUAAUCUGAACAAAAUCUUUUUUGUUCCAUGCUUUUAUUUUUAUUAUUCUUCUUAAACCUAUACUCGUUCUUAUAUAAAUUCCUGAUGAUUAAAUGUGAAAAAUAUAUGUUAUUUAAUAUUUGAUGCCAAGAAAACAAUGUUUUAUACAUUGACCCAUAAUUAUUAAAUUAUUAAUUGAUCCAAA